Cuscuta epithymum is the source of this 1845-nucleotide messenger RNA. Lineage: Eukaryota; Viridiplantae; Streptophyta; Magnoliopsida; Solanales; Convolvulaceae. The record is from the annotation of a GenBank genome assembly.
UCUUUGAUGUCAAAGCCCAUAGUUAAAGAGUUACCACAAUUUAUUGCUACUCAAGUUCAAAGUUCAAACACGAUGCUUCUUCCUUCCAGCUUUUCCCCUCAGGAAUAUCAAUAAUUCAAAGGGGUUAAAAUUAGAACCAGCCCAGCAAUCGUCACGUUUAAGGUUUUUUUAACCAAAAAACAAAAUUACUUCCAAAAAGCUAUCUUUAUUAACUUUUAAUUGACCGUUUGGCGGUUUCUGCAGAGCCUAAAUUUCGAUACCAAGAGAAUGUUGAUCGAUAAGAACUACCAUCAUGAUAUCAUUAGCAACCUCCCUGAAUGUUUAAGGAUGGCCAUUUUAACGCACUUGCCCCAUCUAGAAGCUGUAAGGACAAGUGUGCUCUCAAGUAAUUGGAAAUAUACAUGGACCAAGCUUUCACACAUUAAACUUGAUGAGACACUUUGGCCAAAAACAAGUGUGAGUAAGGAUUCAGCAUUCCUAACAUGUGUCAGGCGUAUCUUCCAUAUUGUGCUGAACCAUGAAGGUCCUAUUACAGAGGUCACAAUUGCAUUGUCCAAACUGAAAGAUUGCCCUGAAAUUGACAACUUACUCCUUAUUCUGUCAAAAAGUGAUGUUGAGGGCCUCACACUUAAAAUUCAGGCUGGCCAAUGUCUAUUGCCUUCAUCGUUUUUCAAAUGUAAAAAUCUGAAACACGUUUCACUUUAUUCCUAUCGGGUUCAUCUGCCUUCCAAUUUCACAGGAUUUAACCAACUUCUUGCUAUUAAAAUGGAUUUGGUAAGCAUUGGUUCAGAACAACUUGCAAGUCUUGUUUCUUCUUGCCCGCUACUUGAACAUUUAUGGCUCAGAAUUUCUUCCACAUAUACAUAUGAAUCUCUUGAGAUUCAUGCUCCUAACCUCAAAUGCUUUAAGUUCUUUAGCCGUAUAAAAGAUAUUUGUUUCAAAAACAGCCCAGUCCUCAAAGAUGUAUGGGUUGUAGAUUGUACGAAGAUUGGACAACAUUCAAUAUCAGGAUACUCUAAAGUUGUAGAGCUCUUCAGUUCUCUGCCUGAUCUAAGGUUUUUAUGUUUUGAUCAUAAAUUCACAAAGUGUAUAGCUUCUGGUGGAGUCCCAGCAACGCCAUGUUUGACUGCUGUCCACCUUAAUGCUGUUAAACUUUGUAGCUUUUGUUUAGAAGACACUGUGGGAAUGGCAUUUGUACUUUUUCUGCUUAGAAUAGCGCCUAACUUGCAAGAUAUCACCAUUUAUCUAGACGAUUCUCAUGAUGCCGUUUCUUCCCAAAGUCCUUCCCUCCAUUCUCUCGAUAUUGAAGAAUAUUCAGACGUGAAACUGGAUAAGCUGAGGAUGGUAAUGCUGAGAGAAUUUGCAGGUGCUAAGAACCAAUUGAGGCUUGCAAAACUUCUUUUAAUCAAAUCUCCGGUGCUCAAGAAAAUGAUUAUAAAAGCCAAUACCAAAGUGUGUACUGAAAAGCAACUCCUGAUACUUAAAGAGCUAGUACGAUUUCCCCGACCAUCACCAAUGGCAGAGAUACACUAUUCAUAGGGUUCAAUAAGUCGUUGCUAAGUCCUUGGAACUUUGGGGAAGCAUUUCAAUAACAAGACCUUUUCUGAGACAGUGAGACGUGAUGUCUUGUUAGAGAAAUCUUUUUGCUCGUGUAUCUUGAACUUGCAAGAAUUAUGUUUUUUUUCUCUUAGUGUUGUAAUUUAACUGGAAUGUUAAUUUUUUGCUUUAAACACUUAGGACCUGUUUACUUGGCUGUUUAAAUCACCGUUAGUUUACUAAGAAGCUUGAAGUAAACAUUUUAGGCUGGGUAAAUAAAUGCUUGCUAAACAAUUCACCCUACCCCUG